Molecule: messenger RNA, 831 nt
Organism: Eruca vesicaria subsp. sativa (arugula)
Lineage: Eukaryota; Viridiplantae; Streptophyta; Magnoliopsida; Brassicales; Brassicaceae
Source: the annotation of a GenBank genome assembly
AUGUUCCUUGUCUCUGUUGUGAGGUGUUCAGCCUCUGGUGGAAAUGGAAGUGCUGCAAAGAGAACUACUCUUCACGAUCUGUAUGAGAAGGAAGGCCAGAGUCCUUGGUAUGACAAUCUUUGCCGUCCCGUCACUGAUCUUCUCCCUUUUAUUGCCCGUGGUGUUCGUGGCGUUACUAGCAACCCUGCGAUCUUCCAGAAAGCCAUCUCCACUUCAAAUGCUUAUAAUGAUCAGUUCAGGACGCUUGUGGAAUCAGGAAAGGACAUUGAAAGCGCAUACUGGGAACUUGUGGUGAAGGAUAUUCAGGAUGCCUGUAAGCUUUUUGAGCCAAUCUAUGACCAGACAGAAGCUGAGGAUGGAUAUGUCUCUGUUGAAGUCUCACCUAGGCUUGCUGAUGAUACCAAUGGCACUGUUGAAGCUUCUAAAUACCAGACAGUUACCAUUCCGGAGGGAGCCAUUGAUAUGAAGCGUAGAUAUGUUGGCCACUGUAACAUUGGAACUGAUAUUAAACAAGCCAGUUUUCUAGGCCAGAGAGGUGAAUACAUUGCGUGUGGAAGUGAUGAUGGUAGGUGGUUUAUAUGGGAGAAGCAGACGGGGAGGCUUAUGAAAGUUCUUGUUGGCGAUGAAGCAGUGCCAUCCGUUGAUAGCGUUGUAGCAACGAGUGGAAUCGAUAACACAAUAAAGAUGUGGAGUCCAAUCGCAUCAGUGCCAUCGAUUGUAGCGGGUGGAUCAGCUGGACCUGCAACAGCCAAUGUAGUGGAGGCAAUGGAGAGUAAUCAACAGAAGCUAAGCCGCAAUAGAGAGAACCCUCUGCUGAUAAUUGUCCUUUGA